This is a messenger RNA of Lodderomyces parapsilosis, 1737 nucleotides long. It is a transcript of the gene HAS1, whose product is annotated as ATP-dependent RNA helicase. Gene Ontology annotation, cellular component: nucleolus. Lineage: Eukaryota; Fungi; Ascomycota; Pichiomycetes; Serinales; Debaryomycetaceae. Bases 1 to 1737 code for a protein of 578 amino acids. The transcript has a single exon. The record is from RefSeq and is a predicted model, not a curated record. Gene Ontology annotation, molecular function: RNA helicase activity; nucleic acid binding; ATP binding. Gene Ontology annotation, biological process: maturation of LSU-rRNA from tricistronic rRNA transcript (SSU-rRNA, 5.8S rRNA, LSU-rRNA).
AUGGCUAAGCAUUCAACUGACAAAAAGACUGUCAGAAAGUCUAGUUUGGAACUGACGAAGCAUACCAAAAAGAGAACAAGAAAUGAAUCAGAAUCAGAUUCAGACUCUGAAAAUGAGGUGGACAUAGACACUGAAAAGGCUGUCGAUCAAUUAGAUGACGAGUUUGACGAAGUAGCAGGGCUUUUAGGACAAAACAUUCAAGAUCCAGAAGCAAAAGCAGUAAACAAAAAGCAAGCAAAAGAUGAAAAGAGAUUGCAAGAGUUGACAAAGGCAAAGGUUGUUGACUCAAGCAACAAUGACAACGUUGAUGAUGAUGACGAAUCUAAGGAUAAUUAUUCCUUUGAAAAAGCAGACUUUUCAGAACCGACAAUGAAAGCCAUUAGAGAAAUGGGCUUCACAAAGAUGACUAAAGUACAAGCCAAAACUAUACCCCCAUUGUUAGCAGGAAGAGAUGUAUUGGGAGCAGCAAAGACCGGAUCAGGAAAGACAUUGGCAUUCCUCAUCCCGGCAAUCGAGCUCAUGUAUUCAUUGAAAAUCAAACCUAGAAAUGGUACAGCUGUGAUUAUAAUAACACCCACUAGAGAAUUGGCUCUACAGAUUUUUGGCGUUGCUAGGCAAUUAAUGGAGCAUCAUUCGCAAACUUGUGGGAUAGUGAUUGGUGGUGCUGAUCGAAGACAAGAGGCUACUAAAUUGGCAAAGGGAGUCAAUUUAUUGGUUGCUACGCCUGGUAGACUUUUAGAUCAUUUGAAAAACACUCAGGGUUUUGUAUUUAGUAAUUUGAAAGCAUUGAUUAUUGAUGAAGCUGAUAGAAUAUUGGAAAUUGGGUUCGAGGAGGAAAUGAAACAAAUUAUCAAAAUCCUACCUAAUGAGGAUAGACAAACAAUGUUAUUUUCAGCAACACAAACGACUAAAGUUGAAGAUCUUGCCCGGAUUUCCUUGAGACCAGGUCCAUUGUAUAUAAACGUUGUUUCUGAAAGAGAUGUUUCUACGGCUGAUGGAUUGGAACAAGGAUAUGUGGUGUGUGACUCAGAUAAGAGGUUUCUUUUGUUAUUUUCAUUUUUGAAGAGAAAUGUCAAAAAGAAGAUUAUUGUGUUUUUGUCAUCCUGUAACAGUGUCAAGUUUUACAGUGAAUUGCUCAAUUAUAUUGACUUACCAGUGUUGGAUCUUCAUGGCAAACAAAAGCAACAAAAACGUACAAAUACAUUUUUUGAAUUCUGUAAUGCAAAGCAAGGUAUCUUGGUGUGCACCGACGUUGCCGCUAGAGGAUUGGAUAUCCCUGCUGUUGACUGGAUUGUUCAAUUCGAUCCCCCAGAUGACCCAAGAGACUAUAUUCACAGAGUUGGUAGAACAGCAAGAGGCACUCAAGGUAAAGGCAAGUCACUAAUGUUUUUAACUCCAUCUGAAUUGGGAUUCUUGAGAUACCUUAAGGCAGCCAAUGUGCCACUUAACGAAUACGAGUUUCCAGCUAAUAAGAUUGCCAACGUUCAAUCGCAAUUGACAAAAUUAAUCAAGACAAAUUAUUUGUUGCACCAGUCUGCCAAAGAUGGUUACAGGGCAUAUCUACAAGCUUAUGCUUCACAUAGUUUGAAGACAGUGUAUCAAAUUGAUAAAUUGGAUUUGGUCAAGGUUGGUAAAUCAUUUGGGUUCGACGUACCUCCCAAAGUGAAUAUUACAAUUGGGGCUAGUGGCAAAUCAAUUGAAAAGAAACACAAGAAACAAAAAAGAGAUAAGAAGUAG